Messenger RNA from Dothidotthia symphoricarpi CBS 119687, 297 nucleotides. RefSeq lists its product as uncharacterized. The transcript has a single exon. The record is from RefSeq and is a predicted model, not a curated record. NCBI's taxonomy places the organism in Eukaryota, Fungi, Ascomycota, Dothideomycetes, Pleosporales, Dothidotthiaceae. The annotation marks the transcript as partial.
UAUAUCAUCAGUCCUGGCGAUUCACAAACCCUGAAGCUCCCAGACGGGCGAAUACUUGGCUAUGGGGUCUACGGAAGCAAAUCUAGAAAGGCGCAAGUCGUCGUUUCACUGCAUGGCACACCAGGCACGCGCUUGAACGCAGGCGGCCUCAACUCCGUCGGCGAAUACUUGGACUUGACUUUCGUCAGUCCCGAAAGGCCUGGUUACGGUCUCUCUACUCUUAAACCUAAAUACACUUUGUUGGACCACGCGGAAGAUGUUCGAACGCUGAUGAAAUCAUUGUGCGUCCCCCGCUAC